Molecule: messenger RNA, 1002 nt
Organism: Cuscuta campestris
Lineage: Eukaryota; Viridiplantae; Streptophyta; Magnoliopsida; Solanales; Convolvulaceae
Source: the annotation of a GenBank genome assembly
CGCCCAUCCCUAGUCAUGAAGCCGAAAGAAAUAGUCUUCCUUCUACUCCCCAUCUCUUUUCUUCUAGCCGAUGAAAUCGUAAAAAAACGGAGCUUUCAUUCUACUCUCCUGUAUCUUUCGUUCUCCAACAACAAAAAAAUCUAGCUUCGUUGAUUCUUUUGAGAAAUCUUCACUAUUAUAGAAGGAAGUAAGGCAAAUUUUAAGUUUGUGAGCCAAAUAUGGGAAGCUUGAAUACAAGAUGAAUGCUUUCAAGUUUACGUUGGGUUAUUUGAAGAAGGUAAGGUUGUUACGGUGAGAUUGGACUUUUGAGCAAUUGGUGGUGCCAUGAAUCAGAGGUUAAUAGGAGCAAUUUGUGGUGCCAUUUUCACACUCUCACUGAAAAUUGGCAUUGUUUUUAGUUAGAACAUAGAACAGGAGAAAGAAGACUGGAGAUUGAUGUCACGGUUCUUGUUGAUAGAGGUGUUGUUUGUAUUGACGAGUUUGAUGAGAUGAAUGGCCAAGGUUGCCUGCCUAUACAUGAGGUUAUGAAGCAGCAGACUUUAAGAACUGCUAAAGCUGGAAUGCAGCCAUCAUUGAAUGCUCGGUGCAGCAAACUUUAUUUGGGAAGCUUUACUUCAUGUCAUAGCUUCUGUUAUGCAUGUUUCAAGCCUUUCCAGAGCAGGGCCUCAAGAAAACUUGCAGUGCAAAUGCUAAUUAGACGAAGCAACCAAGCAUUACGUUGCACAGGAGCAGCUUUGAGUUUAUGCUCAGGCUUGCUAAGUUUUUGGUAGUCAGGUGAUGGUUCUUGAAUUAUAUCCUCAGUUGGAGUGUCAUGCACAAAAGAGACUGUAAUGAUUAGUCUUUGCAUCCAUAUUUUGAUCUUCAAUCUCCUAUACCAUGUUGAUACUUGCCGGCAGAUGCUUCUUUUUAGUUGAGUUAAAUUCUCAUGCUCCGUGGCCCAUUUUACAUUUCAUGGAAGAAAUAACAUUUAUUCGGUCAUAGAAAUGAAUAGGAUUAUCAUUA